GAUUGGCCCGGGGGAGGCGGAGGGGUAGGCUGCGCGGGAGGCCGAGAGGGGGCAGCAGGCGAUGGCGGCGGCGGCGGCGGCGGGUCGGCUAGGCUGGUUGCUCGCCGCGCUCUACCUGGGCAACGCCGCUGGAGAGGCGGCGUCGGGCCCGCGAGUGCUGGGUGUCUGUCUGGAGGAGGACGGAGCAGCGGGCGCGGGGUGGGCGCGCGGAGGGGAGAUGCGGGCCGCUCCGGAGGCCACCUUCCGCCUGCGCCUCUUCGGAUCGGGCUUCGCCAACAGCUCCUGGUCCUGGGUGGCCCCUGAGGGGGCGGGUUGCCCCGAGGGCGGGCCGGCCGCGGCGUCCGACGAGGCGGCGGCCCCCACGGGCGAGUGGCGCGCGCUGCUGCGCCUGCGCGCUGAGGUUGUGCUCCCGCACUCGGCGCUGCUGGCGGUUCGCGGGGAGCCGAGCGGCGCGGAGGCAGAAGAGGCGGCGGCCCCCACGGGCGAGUGGCGCGCGCUGCUGCGCCUGCGCGCCGAGGCCGUGCGCCCGCAUUCGGCGCUGCUGGCGGUGCGUGUGGAGCCGGGCGGCGGGGCAGCCGAGGAGGCGGCGCCGCCCUGGGCUCUGGGCCUGGGGGCGGCGGGGCUGCUGGCGCUGGCGGCGCUGGCGCGGGGCCUGCAGCUGAGCGCGCUGGCGCUGGCGCCGGCCGAGGUGCAGGUGCUGCGCGAGAGCGGCUCGGAGGCGGAGCGUGCGGCGGCGCGGCGCCUGGAGCCCGCGCGGCGCUGGGCCGGCUGCGCCCUGGGCGCGCUGCUGCUGCUGGCCAGCCUGGCGCAGGCGGCGCUGGCUGUGCUGCUGUACCGCGCGGCCGGCCAGCGCGCCGUGCCCGCCGUGCUCGGCAGCGCGGGGCUCGUGUUCCUGGUGGGCGAGGUGGUGCCGGCCGCCGUGAGCGGGCGCUGGACGUUGGCGCUGGCGCCGCGCGCGCUGAUCCUCAGCCGCCUGGCAGUGUUGCUCACCUUGCCCGUGGCGCUGCCCGUGGGCCAGCUGCUGGAGCUGGCGGCGCGGCCAGGGCGGUUGCGCGAGCGCGUGCUGGAACUGGCGCGCGGCGGCGGCGACCUCUACAGCGAUCUCAGCAAGGGCGUUCUGCCCUGCCGGACCGUGGAGGACGUGCUCACGCCCCUCGAGGACUGCUUCAUGCUGGACGCCAGCACCGUGCUGGACUUCGGCGUCCUGGCCAGCAUCAUGCAGAGCGGCCACACGCGCAUCCCCGUGUACGAGGACGAGCGUUCCAACAUCGUGGACAUGCUCUACCUCAAGGACUUGGCCUUCGUGGACCCCGAAGACUGCACGCCGCUCAGCACAAUCACCCGCUUCUACAGCCACCCACUCCACUUCGUCUUCAACGACACCAAGCUGGACGCCGUCCUGGAGGAGUUCAAACGAGGGAAGUCCCACCUGGCCAUCGUGCAGAAGGUGAACAACGAGGGCGAAGGUGACCCCUUCUACGAGGUGCUGGGCCUGGUCACCCUGGAGGACGUCAUCGAGGAGAUCAUCAAGUCCGAGAUCCUGGACGAGUCUGAUAUGUACAGGGACACCAUGGUGAAGAAGAAGCCCGCGUCUCUGAGCGCCCCUCUCAGGCAGAAAGAGGAAUUCUCCCUCUUCAAGGUGUCUGACGAUGACUAUAAAGUGAAAAUCUCGCCUCAGCUGCUCUUGGCCACCCAGCGCUUCCUUUCCCGAGAGGUGGAUGUGUUCAGCCCGCUGCGAAUCUCCGAGAAGGUCCUGCUGCACCUGCUGAAGCAUCCCAGCGUCAACCAGGAAGUGAGGUUUGACGAGAGCGACCGCCUGGCCGCCCACCACUACCUGUACCAGCGCAGCCAGCCGGUGGACUAUUUCAUCCUCAUCCUGCAGGGCAGGGUUGAGGUGGAGAUCGGGAAAGAGGGCUUGAAGUUCGAGAAUGGGGCCUUCACCUACUACGGAGUGUCCGCCCUGACGGCGCCGUCCUCGGCUCACCAGUCCCCGGUGUCCUCGCUCCAGUCCAUCCGCCACGACCCGCUGCCCGAGCCUGCCGAAGGCGCCCGCUUGUCUGCAUACUGUCCUGACUACACCGUGAGGGCCCUCUCUGACCUGCAGCUCAUCAAGGUCACACGGCUGCAGUACCUCAAUGCACUCCUGGCCACCCGAGCCCAGGCCGUGCCGCAGUCCCCUGAGAAUGCGGACCUCCAGGCCGUCCCAGGCAGCCAGACCCGGCUCCUUGGUGACAAGACAGCCGCAGCCACAGGGUCCAGCCACAGCAGACCCGGCCUCCCGGCGGAGGAGAGCCCUGGGCGGAACCCGGGAGUUUAACCGCUUGGCAGGCAGCCCCAAGUCUGGGGAAUGGACAGUCACGUGGGGAACUGGAGCGAGCCGAGGAACGGCUUCCUGCCAGCCUGUACCCACCCCCUGCAGGCC
Kogia breviceps (pygmy sperm whale) is the source of this 2422-nucleotide messenger RNA. RefSeq names its product cyclin and CBS domain divalent metal cation transport mediator 3 (gene CNNM3). Gene Ontology annotation, cellular component: plasma membrane; cytoplasm. Gene Ontology annotation, biological process: transport; intracellular manganese ion homeostasis; magnesium ion homeostasis. Lineage: Eukaryota; Metazoa; Chordata; Mammalia; Artiodactyla; Physeteridae. The record is from RefSeq and is a predicted model, not a curated record. Gene Ontology annotation, molecular function: transmembrane transporter activity.